GCCUGGCUAUAGGACAUGGAUCAUAAUAUUUAGGUUCAAUGAACUCCCAUGAAAAAGUAGACUCCUUGUAGAUCGGUCUUUUCUUGUCAAAUAAGGACUAGAAAACGUCCGGUUCGAGAGAAAGAAAAAACAAAUCUAAUUGCGAGACACUUAGAGAAACACUGAAGGAUGGUGCCGGAAGCGCUGCUGUCUGGAAUGAUGCUCAUGUGCGUCAUGAUCGUGUGCCUGUGGACCAACUGCAACAAAAGAGCGGUACUCGCAGAGGGUCAGUUCACCGUCCCUGGGAAAACCUUCGCGGUCUAGCGCGUUGGAGGUGGAGGUGGAUCUCCAAGGGAAGCUCCAGUUCGUUUGGUGACUGAAACUGUGAUCGUGGAGUGAGUUUCAGUAGCCAUUGGUAGAGUCGGAAUAUUUCGUUUCAGCACGCUGGAAGUUUGUAACAUAAGAUUACUGUAUAAUCUGAUUUCUUGUUGAAAACAGGGAAAGUGAAAGGAGUGAAAGUGACAAAACGUUUAGAUUUGUAAUCUGAAACGUUUCGCAUGAUCAUAACAAACAUUAGCGAAGCGCAAUACCAAGUUAUAAAUUAGGACCAACAGUUACAUCACAGCCACAAAACCAACAUUUCACACAUUCCAAUGACACAAAUUAGUAAAUCCUUCUGACCACUGAGUAAACAAUCAUUGGGUUUUUUGCCGUCAUUGCCACACGAAGCCAGAGUCGUAGAACCCUCGACGAUCUCCUAGUUCGGGGUCUCUCUCUCGACGUCACUGCAGACGAACCGCACGGACAUCAUGCUUGCUGAGUUGGUCCUAACCGGAGUCUUCGGCGCCGCGUUCUACCUCAUCCUGGACCAGAUGAGGCUGCUGAAAGACCCGGUCGUUGUGGUCGUUAGGGAUGCCCGAGACCCCGAGGGAGAGCAGCAAGGGGCAUCAGACAAGAAGGAAAAGAAAGACGCAAAGACUCCUGCCAAGAGGACCCCGGACGCCGCCAGAAAAGAGGACUGACGGAUUCUCGGGCGGUUCAUGCAUGGCUUCUGACUGGAGUGCGACUCAUAGGUGGCCUGAAGGAUUCGUGUGGCUCAGUAGGAUUAAAAUAGCAUAAAAAGGGCAACAUAGAGUAGUUGCAUGAGUUAGCCUCGGCCUCAGUAGUUUUGUAGCACAUUAGCCUUCGCUUCGAUUUCGUUUUACAACAUAGCGACUGUUAGACUGAUAAUAGCAAUAUAGUGACGCGCUUAUAUAGUAGGCUUAAAACAACCGUAUGGUUAUAAAUAAUAGAUACAAGUAAGCACGUUAAUAAGGUAUACAUCUUUCUCUAGGCUUCAUCUUAGACCAUUGCAUAGAAGGGCAGCCAAUCACCUAGCUCACACAAAACGAAAAAAAAGUAACCAGACUGGUAUCAAGCAAUAACAAGCAAUCACGGUGCUCGAGGGGGCAGUUCACACAAUUGACAAAUCACCUGACAAAUUACCAAAUUUUCCGAAAGAGACCGGAGCUUUGUUAGGAACCGCAUGGAGCUUAGCCUCUCUUAUUUCUUUCUAGAACCAGUAACAUCUCUGGGUUUGGGGUUAACCUGUGCUGAAUAGCGGGAGAAAUUAUGAAAGCACAUUUUCUCUGCAUUAAAGAAUCUAUAAACGAAUGAGUUAAGUAUAUCAAAGAAAGAGAUCCCAAUAUCAUAAAACACCGACAAGAGGGUUAGAUCCCCCAGGCCUGGAUAAUAGACAUACAACGGUUAGUAAAACAAGAUGAUCCGGAGAAGAGGACCAGAAGAGGGCGGUUAUUACCUUAAGAAACUACAAGACGAAGAGGAUUCACAGAGCAAUAAUGGCGAGGUGCCGGAGAUGACGGAGAGGCUCUUCAAAGUGAUCAUUAUCGGGGAUCCUACGGUGGGCAAGACAUCCUUCGUGCAACGCUACGUGCAAGAUUCCUUCAGGAGGGACUACAAGGGAACAGUCGGAGUCGAUUUCGCGCUCAAGAUCCUAAAAUGGUCCGAUUCUGAGACGAUAAAGUUGCAGCUCUGGGAUAUUGCAGAAUCUUUUAGUAUAGCGAUUCCUGAAAUGGAGCCAAGGGGAGUGGCCACAACAUUGCCAGCUCUCAUCAGGAGGGAAGUAAGGAGCUGGCAUAUGGUCAUUGCGACAUUGGGUAAUAAGGCUACUGACCUAGACUUUACCGAAGAUGUUGCUGUUUAUUCAGUGUCUCUAGAAACCCUAGUAGUGUCUCUCGAUGUAAUUCACAGGGUGGUGAAACCCCUGGGUAUAGUGGCAUCGGUGGUUGACUUUGCCAGGGACCCGCGAGAAAUGCGUGAAAGGAAGCCAAACUGUGCCUUCUUAUCUCCACACUUAUUCCUGACACGCGGAAAGCCUCUCUCACCCAUUCUGUCUGCAUUCCAGUGUGAUUUGCCGCACCGCCAAGUCGACCAACUAGAAAUAGAGAAAUUGUACAAAGACCACAGCUUCACGGGAUGGACGGAGACCUCAGCUAAGGAAGGACUGAUGGUGACUGAUUCCAUGAGGUUCCUGGUGGACGUGAUGAUGAAGCAGAAGGACGACCGGGACGAGGACUCCACCCAGUCGUCUCUGCGCCUCACGCCCGCCGACCCCGAGAAGCCCCACGGAUGCUACUGCUAGGACCCGGGUGGUCGCGGCGGCGGCCCCGGUUGCUGCGCUGGGACGAGGGCCUCGCUGUCUCCACCGUCAGCCUGUCGCAUUUGAUGUUAUCUCUGUUGUAGUGAGAUGCCAAAUUGCCCAUUUCCAAUUCUCUGUAUAAUUUUCAAAAAAACGAGAGAGAUUAUGAGACCCAUUAUUACUGAGUAAAUAAAGUGCACAGAAGUCAUAAUGUUUACAAGGUCACCGAUAGCAGACCAAAGGGAGUAUCAUCGGUAGUAAUUUAAGUAACAGCCAGUAGUUACUAAGGAGGUGGCUUAGGUAUGGUUGAUGUUUGUACAAUGUCCGGUAUGUUUCAUCCAAAGAAAAUGAGGGAAAAGUUUCGUAUCCGUCUUUGUGUCCCAUGAACAUCUGGAGUAUAAGACUUACCUUGGCUGCGGGAUCCUGUGACCUCGGUUAGGCUCACUUGGAUGGUGACGUCGCCACAAAAGAAUAAAUAGGGAAAGUAAGUGAAUGAAUGAGAGAGAGAGAGAGAGAGAGAGAGAGAGAGAGAGAGAGAGAGAGAGAGAGAGAGAGAGAGAGAGAGAGAGAGAGAGAGAGAGAGAGAGGGAGGAGGGUGAGUGGGAGAGGGGUAGAGAUGGAGAGUUGAGAUCAAACAAAAAUAAGAUGCAAGCACAGAGGGUCUGCUUCCGCCCCUCAUCUCUGAAUCAUCCACGUUGUGACUCGCAUAAUGACACAUAACACUUGUAAACAAAUACAGGUUUUCUAUUUACACAGUACGACGAAGUGUAACUAUCUGUAUAUAACUGUGUCAUUGUAAACUGGAAUGGUAGUUAUAGAAAUCUGUAUAUAGGAUUUGUUCUCACAACUUAUAUAGUUAAACACACAUGUGGUGACAAAGAUUCACCUACGUGUGUGUGUGUGUUAGCUAUAUUAUUAGACAGGUCUAGUUAUUUGAAGGAAUGGUUUACUAGAAGUACUUGUUCAUCUUUACAAGCUAUGUAUAAGAAAAAGUUUUCACACUGAAUUAUAUCGAAACACGAUUUAUAAUAAAGAUAGACUGUUAGUAUAUUGUAGUGAUAUAUUAAAUAUGUUAGAGAUAGAUAGUGGUGCGUAACUAAAAACAUCACAAGACCAAAAACAGAGCAUUUAACCACUCCUACAUCAUAAAUUAAGAUAUAUAUGUUUGCAUAUGUGUAAUAUAUAUUUUUGGCAGCUGCAACGAAAUUUAUUCGUUUAGACAGAUAGACCAAGUUCUGCAUAAUGCACCAAAUGACGAAUGUGGAACCAAAACAAUGACUUAAUGAAUUUUAUAUGAUGACAGUAAGCAUUAAAUUGUAUUCCAAUUAGGUUCUUAUUGCAACUUGAUCGAUAAUUGCAAGGAUAAGACAUUGCUUGACACGCAGUACACAGCGGUUUAUCUACCUGGUGAAUGUUGCAGAUUAGAUAUGAAUAUAUCUGUGUUCCUAUACUAGAAUUAGGAACAUCAUGAUGCUUCUAUUGGACACAAUAAUCAUUGAAAACGGCAUUCCAUUCAGUACACUACAGCGACUCUCCUCUAAAAGAUAAAACAAAAAAUCAUUGCAAACACAAGGAUAAGACAUUUGUACCUUGAAUAUGCACAGGAAACACUCUCCUGAAAAUUCACUCUAAGAAUAUAACCAAAAUAUAUCUAACAUUGCUUCCUUUUGGAUAUUUUGGAACCAUAUCCAUUUCGGAGUGAUGAUAGAGGAUCACACAGCCACAGUCAUUUUCUUUUUCCUUUUUAUUUUUAUAUAACUUUUUUUUUUUAAGGUGAUAACGGAAACAAUAUUCUGCUUCUUUUAUCCUUUCCUUGUUGUAUAUUUGCCAUUAUAGUUGUAUGUCAUUCAUUAGGCUGACCACUAGAUAUUUGAGCUAAAAGUGUCUUUCUGAAGGACUAUUGUGUUACAAGAGCUUGGCAAACUGAUAGCAAAAAAACGUUCGAAUUUGGGUACACUUGCUGUGAGAAAAAAAGUAAAAGUUUAUGGAAGAUUGAGCAAAGAAGUUGUUUUUGAGAAUGUGAUUUUCACCAGAAUAUACAGUGAGAAAUUAGACACAAUCACAUAUUUUCUCCCAAACUAUACAUUUUUACUUAUCAAUCAGAGACAGACACCAGAAAGGAUGCAUGUAUAUAUGUAUACAUACAUACACACACACACACACACACACACA
This is a messenger RNA of Penaeus indicus, 4789 nucleotides long. RefSeq names its product ras-related protein Rab-32-like. Lineage: Eukaryota; Metazoa; Arthropoda; Malacostraca; Decapoda; Penaeidae. Gene Ontology annotation, biological process: phagosome-lysosome fusion; endosome to lysosome transport. The coding region runs from base 1739 to 2620 and encodes 293 amino acids. The record is from RefSeq and is a predicted model, not a curated record. The transcript is spliced from 7 exons. Gene Ontology annotation, cellular component: late endosome; lysosome; phagocytic vesicle.